AUGGAUGGAUCGAUGGAUAGAUAGACUUCAAGUAUCUCAAUUAUAUCCAAUGUGGUCGCUCUAUAUUACUGUAGAGUACAGUGUGUUUAAUUCAGAAAUUAAUCAAGAAUGGACAUAGAAUUUGUGAUGGAUUGAUUGCAGUCCUGGAUUCAUGUGCUCAAACCCGAAUAUUAGGAAUUAUAGCAUGUGUUGCAUUUCUGAAAAACACGUAUUGUUUUUAGAAAGUUGUUAUUUUAUGCAAAUCUAAACUAGAGAUGCAUAUGGCCCUUGUAUCUAACAGUUAAUGUGAAAAGCAGGAGGCACUGCUCGAGGCAAAUGUAGAAUUGCGUUCUUGUGUUGUCAUGAAAAAUCGUUGACUAAACCAGAUCGAGAAGAUCAAUGGGCCCGUGUUGUUUUGCUAAUUUAACGUAGUGGUAAUUAGUUGCUAAAGACAACUUCUCAUUUAGAAUAAUUUGCAAUUCAUCGCCGUGUGUACGUAGAAUUGGUAUCAUGUCUUUACAGGAGCACUAAUAAAACAGAAUAGAGUUAUCUAUUCAUGUGUUGAACCCAAAGUAAGAUGGGCACAAGUAUACUAUUAAUAAAAUAGAAUUAGAACUACACUCAACUGAUUUACUAAACUAUUGAUUAAUUAAUGUUUUAAUAUUGUGUUAUGGAUACUUGCUGUCCAACUCAUCCAAAACUCAUCCACGUUUGAAAAAAAGAAUUAUUGUAGAACAUUAAAAAGAAAUUAAAUAUAUAAAGCAUAACAUUGAUGUAUGUAUUAAUUAUAUGUAAUACAAAUGAUUGCAUGAUUUAAUAACAUAAUUAAUAAAUAAUGUAGCUAUGUGUAGUAGCCUACAGUAAAUGUAUUGUUCAUUUUAAAACAAUAUACUACCAUUAAGCAUACCGUAAAUAAUAAUACAUAUUUUCGUGUGGGUUGAGGAAGUGCAAAACAAACGCUCUCCAGUCUGAUUGGACAGACUCGGAGAAUCCCCGCCCACAAACACUGAGGUUAUUUAAACCUGCUCCCGAAAGCGCAUCUCUCUAUGUUCAACACCUGCACGCUGUGGGAACUCCGCCAACAGCCUUCACAACUCGCCAAUGGUUGUUCAGGUGAAAACACGCAUUCGCCACAGCAGCAAAAGCAUGGAGGGCAAUCAGCAGAAAGUGGAGGCCAAUAUUUUGUUACUUGGAGCUGAAAACGUUGGAAAGUCUGCCCUAACCGUGCGCUUCCUCACGAGGCGGUUUAUUGGAGAAUAUGGAGAUAUAGAGUCAAUAUACAGCCACACUGACAAGAUCGACGGGCGUGAUAUUUGCUUCAACAUCUGGGACUCGCUUUGCCCGCAGAAUGGAGAGGAAUCAGGAUACAUCAGCGACAGACAGCUGCAAUGGGCGGACGGCUAUAUCCUCGUUUACAGCAUCUGUGACCGCGCCAGCUUCAAUGUGCUGCGGCAGCAAGUCCAGCGCAUACGGCAAGUCAAGCAGAAACCGGCCAGUACAGCUCCGAUUAUCAUCGUGGGCAAUAAACGAGAUCUCCAGCACCGGCGCGCGGUGUCCAGUGAGGAGGGUCGGCUGUUGGCGCUCUCGUCGGACUGCGGGUUUUUUGAGGUCUCCGCUGCUGAGACUUAUCACGGUGUCCUGAUGGUGUUUCACGAACUGUUUGAACUCAUCCGAGAGGCGCGGGCGCUCAAGAAGGGCCCCGCGGGGUUCAAAGGUAUCGUGAGGAGCAUGUCGGCGGUUUUUGGAAGGAAGCGGACAGAAUAAGUUAAUAUUCCCCCUCGAAGCGGAGGAAGAUUCAGUGUUAAACCCUUUAAUAAAUCCAUAUUGGAACAAAAGUCUUUAUUAUUGACCUCAACUGGAUUUUGCAAGUUGACAAUCUUAAGGGGCCGUUCACACAAGAUUUGUUCUUGCGUGCCGUCUGCACUGUACACAUACUUCAGAUGGACGUCUUUGGCCGUUUUGUCGUGUCUCGCGCCAUGAGCGUCGCAUUUUCAGGGUGCUUUUUCCUUAAUUCUAUUAUAUCCCAAUAUGCUAUCCAAUGUUUUUGACCCCAGGAAUGGUUCCUAUGUGUAGGGGGCGUUCACUCAGAACACGUUCUUGCAUCUAUCCACACUAUUAUUAUUUGAAAUUGUUGGUUUAUGCAGCUACACAUAAUAAACUUUUAUUUUGUAUAGCGCCUUUAAUAGUGGCUUCUCAAAGCGCUUUACAUAAGUAUGAACACCCCAAAAACAACAAAAUACACAUAACCAUAGAAUAAAAAUACACACUUAUACAAUAAAAGUUAAUCAAAAACUACGUAAACAUAAAACAUCAACUGAAAGCCAACUUGAAAAAAUGUAUUCUUGUACAUCUGUUUGUGCUCCUUCUAUCUGUUUUUGAACGCGUCCAAGGUGAACAGACCCUUAUGCUUGAAUGUUCUAAGAAUGUUCAAAUUAGUUCAGACAGAGCAACACUUUGUCGGUUUUUAAUUUAUGUUGUAAACUGUAAAUUCUCUCCAUGUUGGCAAUACUUUCAUUACACUGUAACUGAUAAGUGCAAUUGUUGGACAGAGAAUUUCUUCUUAGCUCGUUUGUCUAUGUAACAAAUUGAGACAUUUUAAAACGUGGCCUCCAACACGUAAUAAAUGAAAAUUGUAACAUUGUAGCAUUUUUUAGUAAAAUGUUGAGAGUAUUCACACUUUUUUGCUGUAAGUGUUGCAUACAGGUCACAUGAAAUGCUAAAAAGUGAAGAUCUUUGUCUACAAUCAUGUGUAUUGAAGUUAUGUGGUCUGCUUUCACCCUGUUUAUCCAUAGGUUUGCUAAAUAUAAUGUAUUUUAAAAUUCUUUAAUGGGUUUCGGGUCAUGCUCUUGGAUACACCUGUGUUACUUUCUGUUUAUAACUACCAAAUACAGAUUGUUGUACUGUAUAUGUUGUUAUUGCAGAAGCUUCUGAUAAUAUUGUUUUAUAAUAAAACAUGAGAA
This is a messenger RNA of Myxocyprinus asiaticus (Chinese sucker), 2939 nucleotides long. Its product is annotated as ras-related and estrogen-regulated growth inhibitor-like protein. The record is from RefSeq and is a predicted model, not a curated record. Gene Ontology annotation, molecular function: GTP binding; GTPase activity. The coding region runs from base 1081 to 1743 and encodes 220 amino acids. NCBI's taxonomy places the organism in Eukaryota, Metazoa, Chordata, Actinopteri, Cypriniformes, Catostomidae. The transcript has 4 exons.